AUGAAAGACUAUUUGAUAUACUUUGCCCAGGCGUAUCCAGAGUUUCGAAAGGCAGAGUUGGAAUCGCUUGCAAGUCUCCAUGGUAUACCACUAGAUCUUCUGCACCAUGACUCUUCAAGCCCAUUCCUCAUAGUUCAGUUGGAGUCUGAUGAGCACGCAAGAAAGAUCAUACAAAGAGCCAUUCUUAGUAAAGGAAUUUAUGAGUUGUGGGGCUCGGGUAACAACUUGGACGAGUUGCGCAAGAAUGUGCGAGACAUAUCAUUCGACAAGUUUGAUACGUAUAAGCAGGGAACUUUUAAGUUCCAAUUCGAAGGAUAUAUGGGAAAGAGAGAAGGCCCUGAGCGGUUUGAAAUCAUUGAAUCAUUUGCAUUUAUGGCGUUUGAGGGAAAGGUCAGAAUGAAAAACCCGGACCAGAUAUACACGCUUCUUGAAGAAUAUGAGGUCCAGGGCAUGGAGAGGGCUACUACUCCCAAACGAUUGUGGUUGGGUAGACAGAUCCAACUAAGUGCUAGAACAAACAAUAUCUUGGAAAAAUACGAUUUACGAAGAAGAAAAUACAUUGGGACAACGUCAUUCGAUGCCGAGUUGGCGUUAGUGUCAUGUAACAUAGCUGAAGUGGAUACAAAUAAGAUGGUAUACGAUCCAUUCACUGGUACCGGCUCAUUUUUGGUGGCAGCAGCUAACUUUGGUGGAAUCACUAUUGGCUCGGACAUAGACGUUCGCAUAUUGCGAGGUAAGGGAGACAAGUGCAAUUUGAAGCUGAACUUCAAGCAGUACGGAACCUCCACCAACUUCAUUGAUACUCUAACAAUGGAUUUUACAAACAACGCUCUCCGGACUGAUUUCCCAAUCGACACCAUUGUCUGUGAUCCUCCUUACGGGGUGAGAGAAGGUUUGAAGGUUUGCGGGGCUAAGAAUGAGGAAAAGGCUGCUGGAAGAGAAAAUGUUGUUAUUGACGGUGAGAAGGCCCAUCUAAGAAGAGACUUCAUACCUCCCAAAAAACCAUAUGAGUUGUCCAAUUUGUUGGACGACCUUCUUCGGUUCUCUGCCAACAGAUUACCUGUGGGUGGAAGACUAGCAUUCUGGAUGCCGACCGCCAAUGAUGAGUUUGAAAUCAACCAAAUUCCUCAGCAUGAGAACCUCGAGUUGUUGUAUAACUUGGAACAGGAGUUCCACAAAUGGUCCCGGAGAUUGUUGGUGUACGUCAAACGAGGCAACGACUACAUGGGGAUCACCAGAAAUGGGCUCAAGGAGAAUCACAUCAAAAACUUCAGAGAAAGAUAUUUCAUGGGGUUCAGUGAAAACAGUAAGCAGUAA
Molecule: messenger RNA, 1317 nt
Organism: Yamadazyma tenuis ATCC 10573
Lineage: Eukaryota; Fungi; Ascomycota; Pichiomycetes; Serinales; Debaryomycetaceae
Product: tRNA (guanine-N2-)-methyltransferase
Biological process (GO): methylation
Cellular component (GO): cytoplasm
Molecular function (GO): methyltransferase activity; nucleic acid binding
Source: RefSeq, a predicted model, not a curated record